UCGAAUAUCGAAAUCAUUAAAAUUCAGUGAACCAUUGUACUUUCAUUCCGACAGGAGAAUCUCUUCCGGGACAGUCUUUUUCUUCCUUCUCUGAACUUUCGUCUUACUCCUCUACGUUCCUCUACAUUUCGUCUACGUUCCUUUGAAGUUCCACCUCUUCGUCACGCUGCUACCACUUGUGUCGUCUUCCUGCUAUCACCUGGCUGUCGAGGCUACUUCAGUCGACGUGUGACCCUCUACCAGGGCUGUAAGUUUUCAUGGUUUCGUUGCACAUUCUAUUCACCUUCGUCGUAUUCGCGAUCCCUGAUAGCUUUUCUCGUGAUCAAAAGAACCAAGAGUGACAAACCUAAGCGUAAUUAGAGUUGGAGUACAUGGAGCUUUAAAGUGGAAAGUCUGAAGGUCAUUCUGCGACCACUGGAGAACAUUUACAUUCAUCUCAUCACUGGAUACAGAUAUGCCAAGAACUAUGCGGAUUAAUCCAUGGUCGUUAAUGGUCACGCUGGCCUGCGUGACGGUCGCGUCGUCGGAAUAUUUGAUGGGAGGCCACAUGGACAACAGUCCGCCAAAGUCCUUGCUGGAACAGAUGGAAUCGUCUCCGAGUUUGGCAAGGACGGCGCAGCUGGGUGACCUUGAUCUACAUCUAGAUGCAGAGGAGAGCACCGCCGCCGUCUUGACGCCUGACAACGAAGAAACGCCACGUUAUCAUCUUCCUUAUCCUUUCGCCUUUAACGGUGGCAGGCCGUUCUCGCUCGAGAAGGAUCCAAUCACUGGUAAAAUCGACUUCGAGAAGGCGCCGCCUGUCAAAGCCCUCAAUCUCAGCACUCGUUAUCAAGAGCACGUGAACGAGAAUGAGAAACACGUGGACCCGCCGAAGGAAAGCAGCCCUUAUCUAACAAAAAAGAAGGUGGAGAACAGCAAAGAGAUCGACGACGUUAGUCCAAACGAGAUCAACCCUUACUCGCCUAAUUUUCACGACUUCUUGAAUCUUCCAGUUCAUUAUUCCUCCGACAAGUACGGCAAGGACAAAUAUCCACUGAUAUCAAGUUCCUACGCGAAUACGAAGGUUCAAAGCGGAUCGAACAGCUACAGUACUUACAAUCACAAGCCUUAUCACGGGGAGACCGUGAUGUACUAUCCCACCAGAAAACCGUACAUGCCUAAGACAACUUCGAUUACAACUACGACGACGACGACAACGACGACGACGACGACGACUCCUAGGCCAAUGUCAUCGACCACGCCUAGCACUACUACCACUUCCACAACUCCCAGACCAACGACAAUUCCCACAACGACAACUACUGCAGCUACUGCUACUUCUACUACGACUACGUCUAGCCUCCAACCAUCUACUACUGCUUCCACUUCGACCAAGGGGCCUGUUGUGACAACCUGGAAGCCUCCUGUCUCCACUCCGAAACGGUUUGUCGAUCAUCUGGACGAUUACGACGAUAUUCUCCCGAUAGAAAAACUUCAGUCGUCUGUAUACGGCAAUGGGAAUCAAGGGCCGAACAACAUAGUGCAGCACAACGUGGAUCACCAGACGAAGCCUCCUACAAAGCACGAAGACUACAUAGACAGUUACGAUGAUUACGAAAUCGGAGAUGGAGAGGACGCGAAGGAUUAUGUCUCGAUGAAAGAGGCGACUAGUGAAACAACGAAGACAAGUACGUUCCCUGGUACAACGUCGGCUAUUCCUAACGUAACUACGACUACCGGAACUCCGGAAACUACUCCUGUAACCACCACAAGCACGAGCACGAGCACAAGUACUAGCACGUCGGUUCCUUCGUCAUCUACGAUGUACUCUUUACCAGUAUCUCAAGAGAGUACCUUCCAGAGUAACUCGUUACCGUUCCAAGCUCAUUCUCCACGUCCAGUGACGUCUGUAUUCUUGGACAACGAGCACAGAGUGCCGUUGGUGUUCGAAAGUGACAACCGAAGACACGGCAUUACGGACAACGUUAUCAUAAAUCAGGCAUACCGUCCAAACCAGAGGCCAAGCGGAUUGGGCGGUGGAAUUCUCGUGGAGAGCACCAGUAACAUUGUGAUACCACCUGAUCAAGAUACAGUGUCCUUUGUUCUUGGGAACAGGCAGAACGUCGAGGGCGGGUAUUAUUCCUUGGGAACCGCGAUCGGGGAGAAUCCCUAUGCCGGUUCUACUGGGAUCGACGCCUCUUUCCGACCUUUGUACGGCGUCUCGCCGGAUAAGGGCAAUUACGAUCCACAGUCAGACUAUCGAGGAACGAUCGGCUUGCCUUCGGUAUCCAUACUGGAGAGUAAUCCCAGCUACGCUGCUCAAACGUGGACGCAGCCUAAUCCUAAUGGGGCUAAUCAAAAGUUAGCCAACGAGGUGGAACCUUCUAAAACUCAAAGCUCGUUCGUGAAAGGUACCGUGUUUAGGGAACAACCAGAGGACAAGAAAGUCGACAAAGACGUCAACUACGUGGUGUUCCCUAAGGACGAGCCUAAGCAACCAAUCGAAGAGCAUAUCGUUGUUAUAAACGAGGCUGACGGUACGAUACAUGAAAUAAUGCCGUCCUCCACGACGUUGAAGCCUGUGAGGGUGGAUCUGCCGGUUACGAACGAGGAACACCUGCCGCAGUUAUCGGAGAGCUUGACACCGCCGGCUGAACAGCCAAAGCCGCCUCCGCAGUUCUAUUAUCACUAUCAUCACGGAGGUACGGUAAGACCGGAUCAUCCAAGACCUCAAAGACUACCUUUGCCACCUCGUGGGAAGCAGCCACCAUCUCCUCCUCUUCCGCCACCCUCGGAACCUAUAGGAAUAAGAAGACGUCCUUAUUCUCCUGACGCCAAUCUGCCGAAUAUUCUACCGCAGUUUCGUCCGAAUGCUAAAACGUCUCACGGACAUCGUGGAUCAGAGGCCAUUGGAACGAUCCCAGCUGGCCAGGGUUAUCCCACCAGAGUGAGACAGCCAGUUCAAUCAUAUCCUCCGACCAGAAGGCCCCUACCUCCGCCUCCGUCUUAUCUUCAAAGGCUAAAUCCUCCUCCCCCUCCGAUUCACGUCGUCAAGCUUGCCGGCGUGGCUUCUACGAAAUCCGAGAGCGUAGUGCCUCCACGAGAUAUAGAAUCCACGGUCAAGAGGUUUCGUCUGCCGUCAGUCACGUCCAGGGGGGAGGACGACGUGAAGCUGGCGCAACGUGUCUCCAGCCAGAAGCUGCGGCUGGAGGAAGAGGAACGGUCAGAACGUUACUCGGAGGAGCCGCCUCAGGUGCCGCCGAGGCCUCCCUUGUUCCCAAAACGGAGAACCGCGGAUCCGCCGCACGUAGCUACUCUUCAGAUGAUUCAACAGCAUGGAGAAUUCGAGGACAUCACGGAGCCGAAUCUGUCCUCGAUGGAUGGGAAUACGAGCGACGACGAGUCGGAUAGGAUAGUGACCGAGCAGAGUGCAGAUAGAAGAAAAUUCGACAGCCACGAGCCAAUGGCCGAGCCUCCAGUUUACGUGGUCUAUCCGGUAAAUACUGCGGUGAAUAUUCAUCCUGACGACUCCAGGGAGAAAGACGAGAGCGUGGUUGUUGGGACGAGAGGGCCGCACAGACCACUCCCUCCAGAGACGUUGUUACAAGAUAACGAUGAUCAAGAGAUGAACGAAGAACCAAGACCUGUUCACAACGUGUUCAACGGGCGACCAGUUGUCUCGGACUUCCCGUAUCCUUUGGAACGCCCUGAUCCUUCCAUUCUUGUCAACGGAAUGAGAGAAACACCGUUAUUGGUGCCCAGCGAUCAGCGACAAGAAGAUGAUCCUACGCAAGAGAAUACAGAAGAGAAAAACGAGAAGGAUUCCAGCGUAAACGUGAUACCGUACCUGCAGGAUUUCGUGCCUUUCCCAGCGAGGAAGAACGAGGUCAUCUCGGCCACUCUUCAUCGUCUGCCAGCGUUGCCAUCCUCCACGCCAAUCGCUUACGUUUACACUCCGACAGCUCAAGCUUCUCACCGGUUAGACGUGGACGUACGCGACGAGGACAUCUCUAAAACUGAGAAGAGCGAUCAGAAGCCCGUUCUGUUGCCUUCGCAGCAGCCCUCCAGUUCCUCCAGCUCCGCGCCAUCGCCGCAGAAUUUCAUGGCCCCGUUCGUGGCAAGCAUCAGCGCGGAAGCACCUUCCAAGAACGGCUGGAACGUUGUCGUGGUCGAGCCAACCAUCAACAGAAAGUCGGACGACGAUCCGUCCGAGACCACGUCGAACGCAGAUGAGGCUCAGACAGAAAAGGCCGAGUUCGACGCUGAGAAUUUCAAACCGCAGCUCUUUGGCGGAUUCAAGCCGAUUUACGAAUUCCCUACGCAGAACGAGCACCAGAGGCCAGAGCGUAGGGAAUCCAACGACUCCGAAACAGAAAUGAGCACGCACCUUCAGAUGUCUGCCAAUUCGACGGUUUGAUGAAAGUACACGUCUAUUACACGUUAAUUGACGAACAUUGAUUGAACGAAGAUAGGCUUGGUUUCGAGUAUCUCGUUAGUUAUUAGCACACUCCAUUUGGCAUUGCCAUCUUUCUCCAGAACGAGAGAUUCUUGUUCUUUGCAAAUAAUUCAUAGUUGAGAGUGCACUGAAGCAAUGCCGAUUGGAACGUUUGCUUCGAAAAGGGAACUAAAUAUUUCGAGACUGUAAUAACAUUAUACUGAAUAUUUUCGAGCAUCGGUGUCUGGGACGAUUAAUUCAUUGUCUCCUUCGUGGGGAGUUAAACUAUUCAUAUGAUCUUUAAUUCUCUAAUUAUAAUUUUGGAUCAUUGAAUUGGUGAAAAGGGUUGGAUGCAAUGGGGUGCAAGCGAUAGACAUGGGCCAAUUUUGCUUCGUGUGAUAUGCAAGACGAUUGGAAACCAUUUUGUGGCAGAGAAACAAAAUUUUCUUAGACGUAUUUGCACCGCUUUGCAUGUAAUCCUAUUGAACAUGACUGCAAAGAAUCAUCUAAAACAUUUAUUAUAUAUUAAGAAAUAUUUAUAUAUAAUUUAUCUACUUUAUUGCUAGACUAUAUAGUAUUUUAUAAAAUUCUAUUGUGCGUUAAAUUGUAGAAACUAUCAUACUCUGUACAUCUAUUUCAUGUGUUAUACAUUUUUAUAUACUAACCAGUCUAAAAAAUGCAUACUACAUUAUUUAUUUUCUACUUUUUUUCAUUGAUGAUCAUAGUUAUAUACUAAGCAAUUAUUACAAUAAAUUAUUCAUUGUAUACUCGGUUUAUUUAUACUAAUGCCCGCUUGAAUGUCUCGUUGUUUGUACAUGUUCAAUCCAAAAAAUGCUUUUUUUGUCAUAUACUAUCAACAAUAAUAACAAUAAUACUGUAGUUUCACAUGAAUAUACAUUAUUAAUUCCUAAGGAAGACUAACAAUCGAUAUGAUCCGAUGAACUUUAUACAACGUGAAAAAAAGAAGUACUUUCUUUCUUGUAAAUUAAUACCAUGCAAUUAAAAAAAAAUGCAAUGCGUAUUACAA
Messenger RNA from Frieseomelitta varia, 5441 nucleotides. RefSeq lists its product as uncharacterized. The coding region runs from base 455 to 4396 and encodes 1313 amino acids. The record is from RefSeq and is a predicted model, not a curated record. The transcript is spliced from 2 exons. NCBI's taxonomy places the organism in Eukaryota, Metazoa, Arthropoda, Insecta, Hymenoptera, Apidae.